UUCACAGGUGGCUCCUUCAGGGACAUGAGGCAUGAAAACCUAUCAUAUGUGACUGAGUUUAUCUUCAUUGGGUUCCCCAAGCUCCAGGAUGGUGGUCUCCUGUAUUUUUUCCCUUUGCUUUUCAUCUAUACCUUUAUUGUCAUUGGAAAUCUAUUGAUCUUCUGUGCUGUGAGACUGAACACGUAUCUCCACAACCCCAUGUACAAUUUCAUCAGCCUCUUCUCUUUCCUGGAGAUCUGGUAUACCACAGCCACCAUCCCCAAGAUGCUCUCCAACCUGCUAAGUGAGCAGAAGACCAUCUCCUUCGUGGGCUGUCUGAUGCAACUGUACUUCUUUCACUCUCUGGGGAACACAGAAGGGACCCUCCUCAUGGUCAUGGCUAUUGACAGGUAUUUGGCCAUCUGUAGUCCUCUUCACUAUCCCACUAUCAUGACCCCCCAACUAUGUGCCCAGCUCUCUGCAGGCUCUUGUGUCUUUGGCUUUCUAAUCCUUCUCCCUGAGGUUGUGUGGAUUUCCACCCUGCCCUUCUGUGGCUCCAACCAGAUCCACCAGCUCUUCUGUGAUUUUACCCCACUGCUGAGAUUAGCCUGCACUGAUGCUUCAGUGAUCCUGGUGCAAGAUGUGGUCCAUGCCCUGGCCAUCCUUACCACAGCCCUGAUCAUUUCUCUGUCCUACAUCAGGAUCAUUGUGGUCAUCAUGUGCAUCCCGUCUGGUGAGGGCAGGAAGAAGGCCUUCUCCACCUGUGCUGCCCAUGUUGCUGUUUUCCUGCUUUUUUUUGGAAGUGUGGCCUUGAUGUACCUCAGAUUCUUAGCAACUUACACCCCAUUCUGGGACAUGGCUAUUGCCUUGACCUUCUCAGUUCUUUCACCCUUCUUCAACCCCAUCAUCUAUAGCCUGAGGAAUAAGGACAUGAAAGAUGCCAUCAAUAAGCUCCUUUGCCCUCAGAAGACCUUCCACGUGUCUGCAAAGUAA
Messenger RNA from Erinaceus europaeus (western European hedgehog), 972 nucleotides. RefSeq names its product olfactory receptor 6K3-like. The transcript has a single exon. NCBI's taxonomy places the organism in Eukaryota, Metazoa, Chordata, Mammalia, Eulipotyphla, Erinaceidae. Gene Ontology annotation, biological process: G protein-coupled receptor signaling pathway. Bases 25 to 972 code for a protein of 315 amino acids. Gene Ontology annotation, cellular component: membrane. Gene Ontology annotation, molecular function: G protein-coupled receptor activity; olfactory receptor activity. The record is from RefSeq and is a predicted model, not a curated record.